This is a messenger RNA of Coccinella septempunctata (seven-spotted ladybird), 827 nucleotides long. RefSeq lists its product as uncharacterized. Bases 142 to 747 code for a protein of 201 amino acids. The transcript has 4 exons. The record is from RefSeq and is a predicted model, not a curated record. Lineage: Eukaryota; Metazoa; Arthropoda; Insecta; Coleoptera; Coccinellidae.
UGCCUCUCAAAUAUUUGUCUUUUCCCUUAUUCCCUUGGUGAACUAUGUGUCCCCAAAUAUAAAAAGAUAUUCGCAUUACGAGGAACGCAGUCGUUUGGUUUGUUCUUCGUUGGUGAAUUUUCAUUCCGCUUAUUUUCCAAUAUGGAAUUGAUAGGAUGUUUUCUGCCGAUUGCACUAAUACCAAUAUUCCUGGUUGAAGUUUUAUCGGCAAAAUCAUACCCUUGGCAAUUACACGAUCAAAACUACGAUGUCAUAUUCACUGAUGACGAACAAGAGAAACCGGUAUCUACAGAGGAUCUGCAAUACGGAAAUCCAAUGGGUAAUCUUUGGAAUGACGGAGACAGUGAAUAUGAAUAUUAUUGGACUUUUUCAUCACCGCCCAGGACCCAAAACCCCCUCAGCCUACCGUCUAAAGAAAAAAAACAUGGUCACUCGACAACGCUUUGCAUGAAUGUACCUAGAAAUAAAAAAUAUAAUGAAGAGAUCGGUUACAUCUUCAAACCAACUGCUUCAAGAGAAUACAAUUGUGAAGCUAUACCUCCCAGAGCAAUCAACAACUGGGAACAUCUUCAUGAUAACGCAACGGUAUGUAAGGUGAUGGGCGAGUGCCAUACUUAUGAGCGAGAAAUAACGGUAUUCAAGUCGAAGAGAAACUCCAAUAGGAACGAGGUGAAUUGCUGGCACAAGGAAAAAUUCAAUGUGAAGGUUGGCUGUCUCUGCUUGAAUCACAUCUAUCAAGAAACAUGAGACUGAAAAUGACUGGAAAUCAUAUGAUAAUUUAGUAUUCUGAAAUCACGUUAAAUAUGCAAUAAAUGUUCCCAAUUAUU